This is a messenger RNA of Daldinia caldariorum, 1692 nucleotides long. RefSeq lists its product as uncharacterized. NCBI's taxonomy places the organism in Eukaryota, Fungi, Ascomycota, Sordariomycetes, Xylariales, Hypoxylaceae. The record is from RefSeq and is a predicted model, not a curated record. The coding region runs from base 46 to 1242 and encodes 398 amino acids. The transcript has a single exon.
CCGGAUAUCCCCCGAUAUCAGUAUGAGGUACCUAGUACUUAAUCCAUGCAUUAUGUCAAUCAUCAACGACCCACAACCUCCGAACAUAUCCCGGAUUCGGAUUCGUUCCGCCCGUUCUCCUGCGUCCAUUAUUCUUCAACAAACCCCGCGGGAACCAAGUUCCAUAUAGAGCUACUCGUAAACUUUUUAAUUCUUUUUUUUAAAAAAAAGAAUCGUUUUCUAAAGAUGUCAGAAGAAAUAAAUCCUUCCACUUUCCUUAAGUUUUUCGAUCUGCCUAUCGAAUUGCGCCAUUGCGUCUGGGAACUAGCCAUCCCGGAGGACAUCCCGGAGAUAUGCAUCCCUUGGCCGCUGGAGGAGAGGCCGGUACAUUGGCCUCACGAUCACGUCGGCCAUGUCUGGUCAACAAACUACUUGCAUCCUUUCCUCGUGGACACGUGCUUCCCUACCAUCAUGUACGUGUGCCAGGAGUCGCGCUACUUGGCUAUAUCUCGAUUGCGAUUCCGAUACUCGCCCGUAGCUGGUUGUCCCGUGCCCUUCCGCGCGUUUCGCCCGGACCUGGACAUCGUAUACAUAACGCUGUGCCGGCCGCCUACCGAUAUAAACGCAGUCCCUAGGUGGGGUAGAUAUCCUCCCGGCACGCAGCGCGUCGCAUUGGACCUGCACACCAUCAAGGACGGCAGCUUCCUCUGGAUCCUGUUCAGCGACCCGAGUCUGGAUCUGCGGACCGUGUUCUGCAUCCUCCCCGCUUCGGGGGCCAUCCUGGACACGGCGGUGCGGUUCCGCCCGCCCGUCCGACGGUGCCGCAUCCGCGAGAUCGAGAGGCCGUCCAACGGCUCGGAGAACAAUAUCAUCUACGUAGAUCGCGGCUACGACAGGCGGAUGACGGGCAUGGCGCGCUACCUGGAGGAGGUGCGCGACACCAUCAGCACCGAGUUCGCCGAGGUCCUCGAGAUUCAGGAGGUGCCGGAGCCGUACCUGCGCCGGUGGAAUGACGCCGAGGUCAAGUUCGACGUCGAGCUUGUCGCGAGGACGUUCGAAGAGUAUCGGGGCGGGCGCUGGGUACCCAGCUCGGAGCACUCCGUCGGGUUCGACUUCCAGUCCAUCAUAUUUCCCGCCUCGUGGCAAGCACUUGACACUGCUAGAACCUACCAAGUCAGCGAGGUGGAGAAGUGGACGCCUUUGCGGAAUCCCGAGACGUUUCGCGUCAACGACAUCCAGCAGAACGAGGUACCCUUCGAAUGAUCCCGGAAGAGAGACUGCUGUGUAGAACUUUCAUAUUCUCAUUAAUUACCCACCUCUACCACUUAACGGAUAGGUUGUGGGAACAAUUCAGUGCCGCUGCUGAGGCUGUCGUCGUCGCUUAGAAGUACAUGGAUUAUCUAACUGCUUCAAAUAACCACCUCCUACCUAUGUAUGUUUAUAAGAAGGUCUAGACGGAGUUAAUCCCGGUCCCGAAUGCGAUGGAGAUGGCAUCCUUGAAAUGCCAAGAGUGGAAGCUUGACUAGCAUGAAUCGCGCGCAAGGUCGAGGGUCCCUAGUUUAAUAUUCAACGGGCUAGCCCCUACUCUUCAGGCUACGAACUCCGCAUUGUUGUUACAUCCUCAUCGAAUUUCCGGUCGCCAGGUUUAAUGGUCAUAGCAUAAGGGGCUUUUUCUUUGAGGAGGAAAAUUCAAGUUUUUUUUUUCAAACCAAA